Messenger RNA from Lecanosticta acicola, 939 nucleotides. The record is from the annotation of a GenBank genome assembly. NCBI's taxonomy places the organism in Eukaryota, Fungi, Ascomycota, Dothideomycetes, Mycosphaerellales, Mycosphaerellaceae.
AUGGCUUCCACUUGGAUCUCGUACUAUUUGGCUUGCCUUCUGUACCCAGUCCCAGAUCCGCCCGCACGCAGGCAGAAAGAACUCAAAAUCAUCUGCCUGGGACUGCCUCGCAGCGGGACCGAAUCUCUGAACAACGCGCUCAGAAUCCUGGGAUACGACGAUGUGGAUCACGGAUUCCGCUGGUGGGCCAAGUAUCCGCAUUUCGGCAAGCUAUGGAUGAGGUUGCGGCUGGCGCUUCAAGAGGGCAGAUUAUUGGAUCCCCCGACACUGCGGCGGGAAUACUUCGACCGUCUACUCUACGACUGCGAGGCCACGACCGAUAUUCCAAGCGUGUGGUUCGCCCACGAGCUGAUGGCGGCGUAUCCGCAGGCAAAAGUCAUUCUCAAUCGCCGUCAAGACGUCAAGGCUUGGAAGGCGAGUUUUCGAGGCUCCGUACUGCCCAUGCUGCGAGGUUGGGACUGGUACGUCUGGAGUUUCUUCGACCGAGACUUGUUCUGGAGUCUGUGGCUGUCACGCUCGCAACAUGGACGCAUCUCCCUGGGCCCGGGGGAUUUCGAGCAGCAUGCGGAGGCUACCUAUGUCGGGCAUUUCGAACGCUUGGAGGCGGUACUGAGGGAGCAAGGAAGGCUGUAUCUCGAUUGGUCGGUGGAGGAUGGAUGGUACGUCCGCCCCCCAUUUGUUGGGUUUUUUCCUUACUUUUUUCCUUACCUGAUAAGCUUAUGCGGUGGCUUGCUAUUUAGGGCCCCUCUUUGCCAGCUUCUCGACCGACCGAUUCCGGAUUCGGAAUUCCCCCGAGGCAAUACGGCUGUCGAGUUCAUGCCCAAAGCGAUGAUCGCCGGGCAGAAGCGAAUGCGAAAUGCGAAGCGGAAUGCUAUGAUCUUGGCUGUGGCUUUCGCUGCUCUAUCAGGUUGUAGCGUCUAUUGGCUUGUCCGAAGGUGA